Molecule: messenger RNA, 1243 nt
Organism: Lentinula edodes (shiitake mushroom)
Lineage: Eukaryota; Fungi; Basidiomycota; Agaricomycetes; Agaricales; Omphalotaceae
Exons: 2
Coding region: 87-1130 (347 amino acids)
Source: RefSeq, a predicted model, not a curated record
GCAGAAAUUUCUUUCACUCUUACAGUUACACUGCUGGCGACUUCUACGUGGAUUCUCAAAGAGAACUAAUACUCCCCCGCAGCCGUAUGGACGAUGUUGCCCUUUCUCCAUUACAACUAGUCAAGGCAGCGUAUCAAAAGCUGAGUCGUGAAGAACUCUGUCUUUUUUCGCAUAUCAGAGGUCUGCCAACUACAGGCACAGAUGAGACUUUUAUUUCUCGACUUGCAAACCACGAUCUUCACGUUUAUCACUUUCCUAAUGGUCAAUCCGAUCUAUCAACUCCUCCCACUCCUUCACUAGAACCUCCUCGCACAGUCGCUCCAGACCUUCCCGUCGAAAUUAUUAGCACCAUUCUGGAUUUUCUUGGUGAUUGGGAGCUUACCCAAGCGUUGGGUAUCCCAACUUCUCUUCAUCCACCACCUGACUGGUAUUGUGCUUCACCCACGGAUCGUGCAAUGAUCAUUGGCAACAUUGCUCGUAUUCGAGAAAUCGAUCUUGACGUCAAUCCCCCCUCUAGAAUCGGAGUAGACAUUGUCAUUCGCUUUGGCUAUAUUCACGUCCUCCAAUUCGUCUCCUCCCGUCAUCGUAAAAUCUUCCUCUCCAAAUUUCAUGAUGCAAUUCCCACUCGUGCCUCUCAUUAUGGUCAAACAGCUGUGCUUACAUGGUGGAAACACGAAUCCGAACAACAACAAUCUGGCGUUGUUCCCAAAAUCAAAGCGGCAUCCAUCGCAGAAGCUGUUGAUGCAGCAUCUCGGAGUGGUCAGAUAGUUUCUCUCGAUUGGUGGAUGACUUGUGGCUAUCCUUUCGAGUUUACAGAAGCUGCGCUUGAAUCUGCAAGUAUCAAAAAUCAGCUCGCUGUGCUAGAUUGGUGGAAGCAACAGCAUAAAUUGAACAGGGUUAGUCUCAAAAUUGGGAAGGUCAUGGAAACUGCGACUCGUCAUAAUCGAGCACAAGUACUGGAUUGGUGGGCCAAGUCCGGAUUGCCCAUUCAGUAUCGCAUGUGUGAUAUCGAAGAGGCGCUCGAAGACGCUAUAGGCGGUGGAGACAAUACCAGAAAAUGGUGGCAAGCAAAGGGCAUCGAUUUCAAUGCCAAUGAUAAGGAGUGGAUGAAGCUGCAGAAUCUCAAUUAAUCGAUAUACCAUAGUCUACCUCAUCUACCCUAGCAUAUGUAUAGUACGCAUUUCAUCUGGAGCAUUGAAGACACGACAGAUAUCCAUUCCGGUUGAGUUUGAAACUGUCCAAG